This is a messenger RNA of Hyalella azteca, 507 nucleotides long. Its product is annotated as lysozyme c-1-like. The record is from RefSeq and is a predicted model, not a curated record. The transcript is spliced from 2 exons. Gene Ontology annotation, molecular function: lysozyme activity. Bases 16 to 255 code for a protein of 79 amino acids. NCBI's taxonomy places the organism in Eukaryota, Metazoa, Arthropoda, Malacostraca, Amphipoda, Hyalellidae.
CGGUUGAAUUAAUACAUGAUCAUUUCUUCCUCUGCGCAGAUCAACGACUAUUAUUGGUGUAAUUCGGGCACAGGCACCAACGACUGCAACAUCAAUUGUGAUAAACUGAAGGACAACGAUAUUGCGGACGACGUCAAAUGCGCCAAGAAGAUUUUUGCGCGCCACGGCUUCAACGACGCCUGGAACGGCUGGAAGAACAACUGUAAAGGCAAGAACUUGUCCUCCUACACCAGUGGCUGCAACCUAACUUGCUGAGCGCCCCUGCUUCGUAAACUGAUGGAUCUUCCUGCGCGAUGAUCGGCAUUUAAUGAUUUAGUUCAAUUUAUUUAACAUAUUUAUUCCAAUUAUAAUUGUGUGCAUUCUGCCUCUACAGCGCAUGCUCAAUGCGCUAACUUGACAUUUUAACGCUAUUUGAUCAUAUUUAUUUGUCCCAAUAUUGACUGAUUUAUGAAUUGCUCUGUAAUCUCUAUAUCAUAUGUGUUUUUGUAUCAUAAUAUAAACCCAGGG